Molecule: messenger RNA, 1402 nt
Organism: Anolis carolinensis (green anole)
Lineage: Eukaryota; Metazoa; Chordata; Lepidosauria; Squamata; Anolidae
Gene: naif1
Product: nuclear apoptosis inducing factor 1
Exons: 3
Coding region: 233-1273 (346 amino acids)
Cellular component (GO): nucleus
Source: RefSeq, a predicted model, not a curated record
CAUCUACUCACCCUUUGCAUGUUGACGAACUGCUAGGUUGGCAAAAGCUGGGGCUAACAGCAGGAGCUCACCCCGCUCCCCGCACUGGAACCGCCGGCCUUUCGGUCAGGCAGCUCAGAGAUAUAUACAUAAUAAUAAUUGAAAUUCUGUGCUGAUGCUUUUAUGCCAAGCUGCUUUGAGUCCCCUUUGAGAGAAAUAAAGCGGGUUGCGCUGCCUGCCUGGUGCCCGUCCCAUGGCGCUGCCGUGCCCCCCCCCGGGAGGGGCUCCUCCUCCGCCGCCGGCCAAGAAGCGGAAGAUGAACUUCUCGGAGCGGGAGGUGGAGAUCAUCGUGGAGGAGCUGGAGCGCGGGAAGCACCUGCUGGUCAACCACUUCAACGCGGGCGUGCCCCUGGCCGCCAAGGCCGCCGCCUGGCACCACAUCCUGCGCCGCGUCAACGCCGUGGCCACCUGCCGCCGGGAGCUGCCCGAGGUCAAGAAGAAGUGGUCCGACCUCAAGACCGAGGUGCGCCGCAAGGUGGCCCAGGUGCGCGCGGCCGUGGAGGGGGCCGGGGCCGAGGAGGGGCCCGGCACGGCGGAGGAGGAGGAGGAGGAGGGCGGCCCCGGAGGCGGCAACGCCGGCAGCGCCACCGCCCCCGUCAUCCUCACCUCCAUGCAGCAGCGCAUCUGCAACCUCCUGGGAGAGGCCACCAUCAUCAGCCUCCCCGCCGCGGACUGCGCCGGCCCCGACGGGACCGAGAUCCCCAUCACGGCCGCCGCCACCACCGUCACCCUGACGCAGAUCCCGGCGGAGACCACGUUCCACAGCCUGGAGGAGGGCGUGGUGGAGUUCUGCACGGCGGAGGCCCCGGCCACGGUGACGGUGGCGUCGGAGGCCCCGCUGGAGAUGGCGUCCCCGCUGCCGGUGCCGCCGGGGGAGCCGUGCGCGAAGCCGCAGGAGCUGAAGAGCCGCAUCGCCCUGAACUCGGCCAAGCUGCUGCAGGAGCAGCGCGUGACCAACCUGCACGUGCGGGAGAUCGCGCAGCACCUGGAGCAGCAGAACGACCUGCUGCAGGUGAUCCGGCGCUCGCAGGAGGUGCAGGCGUGCGCCCAGGAGCGCCAGGCCCAGGCCAUGGAGGGCGCCCAGGCCGCACUGACCGCCCUCGUCCAGCUCCUGCGACCCGUCCUCAGGGACGUCCGGCGCUUCCUCCAGGGCCACUCGCCCGCCGGACAGGGACCCGGACCGGGACCGGCACAGAACGGGCAGGGCGCCGAGGACGGGUACGCCGCGAAAUGAGCCAAGGAAGAAGAUAAUAUUCUCUCUUUUAUUUUAAUUGUUGACCUUGUUUGGUAUCGCCUCCACUGGACCCCUGUAACCCACUCGGAACCUAAACCGGGCUUUGAAAAUAAAAGUAAACAAACUGCA